AUGCUUCAGCAGCAGGAGCCGGAGGCAAGAGGCGCCCGCCUUUUGGAUCGCUUCAAUCAUCGCUAUCCAGAUGGCAGCUACGAGUUUCGCUAUGAACUGGACGACGGCACGGCGCGGUACGAGCGCGGCUACUUUGCCUUCAUCAACGAGGUGAAGACGCUAAUGGUGGUCGGUUACUACUCCUACCGUAUGCCCGAUGGACGUUACAUUACGGUCUUCUACAAUGCGGAUCAGUUUGGUUACAGGCAGAAUCAAUCGAUCACACCUGAAGUCUAUCCCAAUCUGCCGCGUUCCAUUGAGGUGCCUGCGCUCAAGGAGUCAACGGCGGUGCGACAGAAGGCAACGCCGCAGCCAUCGGCACAGACACAACCACACAGUCUGCAAUUCCGAGAGCCAGGCACCACCAGCAACUAUGUCAGCUCCACCACAUCGAGGGCGUCGGUGCUAGCCACUCGCAGGGGACGCUACUGA
Molecule: messenger RNA, 471 nt
Organism: Drosophila virilis
Lineage: Eukaryota; Metazoa; Arthropoda; Insecta; Diptera; Drosophilidae
Source: RefSeq, a predicted model, not a curated record